This is a messenger RNA of Mya arenaria, 19312 nucleotides long. RefSeq names its product polycystin-1-like. Gene Ontology annotation, cellular component: membrane. NCBI's taxonomy places the organism in Eukaryota, Metazoa, Mollusca, Bivalvia, Myida, Myidae. The transcript is spliced from 52 exons. The record is from RefSeq and is a predicted model, not a curated record. Bases 436 to 15969 code for a protein of 5177 amino acids. Gene Ontology annotation, molecular function: protein binding; calcium ion binding.
GCUAACUCAAAUGGAUUAGUUUGACGUUAAAACCUGAUACUAAUAGAGCAUAGUGAAUCUACAUACCAGGGAAUACUUAAGACAAACAAGAGUGGAUGAUGAUUCGAUAGUAAAUGAGUUUGGAAUUGUGAAUACAACACAUUUAAGUGCUACAAUGGAUGAUCUAAAUCAUUUAAAUGCGGUGGGUGAACUAUGAUUGAAAAUACAUAUCAGUUUAAGAAGUAUGGCAGAGGUAUUGAUUUCCCUGUUCAUAUACAGCAAUACUUGAGCGAACUUGAAACUUAAUAUUCCUUUGUACCAUAGCCGAUAGAACAAGCUAGUCUCCAUAACUAGGAAGUGUGUCCUUCAUCGCGGCCGAUACAACAUUCCAUAUCCCGGUCUGUCCCGAGAUGUAAAUUAUGCGGUGGCGUCCAUGCGAGCAUCCUCGGACUUCUAAUGCCGUCGCCGCACGAUUCCCCGUCCUGCCAACGUAGUAUGAGGAAAACUUUCCCGCCAUUUUCAUCCGUCAGCCAUGGAACGUUUGGAGAGGUCUCGCCCCAUACCGGAACACCGGAAGUGCUUCCCGGACAAUGCUGUAAGUCACACAUGUCCCGAAGGAAGUACCAUAGACCCGGAAUGUUGUCUUCGAGAGGCAGCAAUGUGCUUGUGUUUGGAUUACUGUGGUGUUUACUGUUUAGUGGAGCGCCACGCGGCGCGGACGCGCAAUAUACGUGUCAGCCAGGGUGCACGUGCGAUGCGUGGAAACUGGACGGCAACAAGUGGACGAAUGUCUCGUGCGCGGGGGCCGAUCUUACGGAAGUGCCAAUCGACGGAAAGGAGGGGGCCGACGUGUUCAAACUUGAUAUUUCCAACAACAACAUUACUUCAAUAUCAGUGUCCGACUUCCAGUUUUUUUACAAUUUAGUAGAAUUAGAUUUAUCUUUCAACUCAUUUACAACUAUUCCUACCGAUACAUUUAACAACUUGACAGCACUAAGAACUCUGAAUUUGGCUGGCAAUACACAAUAUGCCAGUAAUUUUGACCAAGAUAUUUUAAAGGAUACGUAUGUUGAUUCCCUAAACUUCAGUUACGUUGGUCUAGAUUCAAUUUCAAGGAAUAUGUUUAGAGAACUCCAAGAACUGAAACUUCUAGACCUUAGCCACAACAACAUCGACUCUCUUGAUGCAGAUCUUUUCAAAAACCUUAAUUUGGAAGUCAUUAUUUUGAGUGGCAAUAACCUACAAGGCUUCUGGAAUGAUUAUAUUGAUAAAAAAGCAUUUAACGACCUGGACAAGCUUGAUACUUUGAUCUUGUCGGACAACAGAAUUACGGACUUACCAAAGGACUUGUUGAAAGAAAUAGAUGAGUCAAUUAAAACCUUAGACUUGUCUGACAAUCCUAUUACUUCCGUGUCCAAUGACUUUCUGGAUGAUGCCGACCAGUUAACCAAUCUAUCCGUAGUUAGCCUGGACCUAAGUAAUUGUGGGAUCAGCAGUCUUGACCGGUCGGUUUUUAGGGAUGUCACGAGUCUUACAACAUUAAAUUUGGCAAACAACGAUUUGGACAACUUACAUGGAGAUAUAUUUGACGCUUGUAGAGACUUAUCUAGUCUAGAUCUGAGCUCAAACCAGCUUUCGACAAUCUCCACAAACCUUUUUGAUAGACAAUCAUCUAUUUCUGUCGAUUUUUCCAACAAUCCAUUCACUUGCGAUUGCAAUGUUCGUGACUUCCUGUAUGAACUACGCUACCACCUGAGCAAGACCUUGGAGACUGAAGACCUGGUCAAGUGCACAGACGCCAUGGGCAAUCAGCAUGUCUAUCUAGACUACUGGACAACUGACUGCUCUGGUAACCUGAAAGAUUCUUGCACAACGCUAUCUGACUGUAUGGUACGGAAUGCCGACUGUGAUGGGGGUAUUUGCGUCUGCCAGAGCAGUUACUAUAAAAACAAUGGAGAAGGAACUGCUGGUGGUCUGUGCAAACCAAAGGUCAAUUUAGACUACCCCUGUGAUAUGAACUCUGCAUGUCGCACUGCAAAUGCAGAGUGCGCUAGUUCUAAAUGCCAAUGUCUUGAGGGAUAUUACGAUGACAGCCCCAAAUAUCUCGGUGGUUUUUGUUAUCAGCAGGUUGAACUGGAGGAGACAUGCACCAUGGACUCAAUGUGUCUGACAGAAAACUCCCAAUGUUCUACGAGCAAUUUGUGUGAGUGUACGUCUGCAUACUAUGAUGAUAACGGAUACUUCAUGAAUGGUGGAGAAUGUGUCCUGAAGCUGUCACUGAGUUCAAGCUGUAACGAGUCUUACCAAUGUGCAGAGGCGAACUCGGAGUGCCUUGCUGGAAUUUGCGACUGCUCCGAAGGAUAUCAUAAUAUUGCUAAUUCUGGAAAAUGCCAAGCUGCAACCAAAUCAAAGAAAAGGUCAAAAAGGGACGCAUCCUUUUUACAACGGUUUUGUAAAACUUAUGGAAUACCCACAUCAAGCUGCGGUGCAGACACGUUUUUUUCGUGCACGUCUAACUCUUCCCUCGAUGCUGUGGAGGUCAGAUUCAACCUUGCGGACGUCAUCAGCAAUGACACUGCAUGUCAGGAGCUGUGCUUUACCAAUGGACAUGUCCAUUACCUUAUAGAAGGGGAUGUCUGUUUAUGUGGAGACCUAUACUCGACAGGCACCUGCUGUCCAUAUGUGACAAGCCCGUGUAACAGAAAGACAUUCUUAGGACCACAGACGUCCAAGUCAUCGGCUGGGAUAGUGGUCGACUAUAUUCCACAGUUACAGGUUGGGGAAGCUCAUACCUUCAGCAUGAAAACAUCCAUGGCAAUCAUCAACGAAAAUCGCUGGUCUUACGGUGACUCAGAAAAAGAAACAGUUAUAUCGAGUUCAGCCUCGUCUGUUCAGCACACGUUCACACACUCUGGACUGUUUUAUGUGACAGUUAAGGCUUGUAUAAGCUCUGUACCGAUCUGUGAGGAAGCAUAUAUUCCUGUUCGUGUCCAGGAACGCCCAGCCAACCUGACGACAUACCUGACCGGCUACUCCAAAGCAGAUGUAAACAAAAAUCUGUCGGAUAUUUUUGCGACAUUCACAAGUGGCUAUGAUUUUGCUAUCCAGUGGGCCAGGGAAGACUCAUCCAGCAAUGUCUUUAAAAAGCAAGGCUGUCCGGAUAACUGGCACAGCCAUCGGUACUCGUGCAUCAGGCUUGUGACCAGUUCUGCGAGCAGUUUUGAUAACGCCCAGUCAGCUUGUAUGUCAUAUGGUGGGAAACUACUCCAGAUAGAUUACAUGGAGGAACUGACGGAAAUUGUCAGCAUUCUGGGAGCGAGUUCAACGACUUUCCGGUUGGGCGGAGAGAAGGUGGGGGGAGUGUGGCAAUGGAAGUUUGAUGGCUCUAAGACGGUAUUUGAUGAUAAUGACCUUGACUCUCACACGGGCGGGAACUGUGUCAUACUCCAGGGAAACACAGGCAAACUAACUAGUGUCAGCUGUGCAGCUUCCAUGGCUUAUGCAUGCAUGAAUGAAACUAUUGAUUGCUCCCUGGGUGGCACACAACACCCUGAUGGUUACUGCUAUGUGAUGCCAUCUGGCCAGGUGAAGAACUGGAGCCAGGCUCAGGCAUACUGUGAGAGCCAGUACAAUGGCUGGCUUGCCAAUAUCACAAGUACAGGGACACAGACCCUUGUCACAAGUCUUAUGGGGACUGUUAGCUCUGCCUGGUUUGGGCUUUCGAAGACAAGCAGCUACUACAUCUGGGCAGACAAAUCCUCUUUCAAUGAUGGGAGCCCAGAAUAUGCCCAAACUAUUACCUCAAACACAAAGGAUUGUUUCGUCACUACUUCAGCAAAUACCUGGACAACUGAUUCCUGUUCAAUGGUCUACAACUUUGUUUGCCAGUACUCAGAAAAUAUUGAGCGAAUCACAGUUCCAUCAUUUGUUGCGGGUGUCGGAGACCUAGACAUCACACAGGGAACCAGCCUUCAGCAGAUUGUCUCAACAGACAACUUCCCUACUUCUACACAAACCACGGAGAUCUAUAUGAUGCCAGGCAUUCAGUUUUCCAAGUCAGGAAAAGUUCGUUCCUGGGUGUUCCGCUCUGAGAUGUUGGGGGCCAAUGACAGUUUUGACGUCGCUCUGCAAGUGUACAGACCUUCAUGCUCGUCUGGAACACUAUAUCAGCCAGGCUGUGCUGGCACAAAACAUGCCACAUGCUCCAGCACUACAUACACUUGCACCACUGACACCUGCUCAGAUUCACAGUACUUCUGCUACCUUAGCAACCAGUGCAAGUUCUUCAACCAAUCGUGCACAUGCAACUCUGAGGGUUCUUCUGCUACAGCAGCGUGCGCAGGCAGCGUCGUAAUGCCAGAAUACCAGCUGGUGAGCCAGACACAGUUAACAGUUGCCAUUCCUGGUGAGAACUGGUUCAUCGUGCCUGCAGGGGACAUCUCUGUACAACCCCUGGAUGUGAUAGGUUUCCAGUUUGUUUCAGGAAAAAAUGUGAUCAAAUGCGAGAAUAUGCCAUCAGGAGUGGACCAGCAGACCCUCUUCAAAGCCUCUGUUACUGGUUGGCUUGAGAAGACACACAGUUAUACAUCUACUUCCACAUCAAUGGAUUUGACAUGCUACAUUCAGGCUAUAUAUACAAAUGAUAAAAUGGAGUUCAUCCCACAAAACCUAGCCAGUUCCUCUUCAUCGUCUAUUGGAGACUUUGAGUUUUCCAUUAAAAUUCUGGACACGGAAACUCAAGCACUUUCAGUAACGCUUGCCGAGGGCAUUGAGGAUAUUUUCUGGGUGUACCCAGGCCUUAACAAUAUAGCUACAGAUGUGAAUUCCCUUGGCACUGUGUACACCGAAUACAACAAAGUCUAUGAUCUUACCGUGCGUGUUGAGAGAGGUAAUGAUGUGACAUCUGUGUGGUCGAUUGAUACGUCACAGACUGUAACUUUUUCCGAUACUUGCAGUGCCACAGUAACUGCUCUGUUUGCUGAUAGGUGUAAUGCUUCACUUUUCUGGGCUGAAAAACCAUUUGCCUCCUUUACCUAUAACACAAGCACCAUAGGAGUGGAAACUUUGUCAAUAAUAUUCUCAAAUAUUUUGGGCCCGGUUCAAAAGACAUUAACAAUCUAUACAGAUAAAAUGGUAUCAGGACUGACUUUCACCCAGACGUCUCCUAGCAUUGAUGCUAACACAGUAGCACUCAACGAGGAAUCAGUAUUUGAUGCUACUAUAUCUGAGGGAACAAAUGUUACAUAUUCAUUUAAAGUUGGUGGAUCAACUGUUCUUUCUACAAAUUCGACCUUGUUCUACACAUUUACAACUAUUGGGACUUUCAUAGUUGAAGUUACAGUACAAAAUAAACUUGGACAAAUCAAAGCUAACCUAACAGUGUAUGUAAAGAACCGAGCCAAUUUUGCAAACUGCAUGUUUGUAAACACUUUGAAUGUUGCAGCUGUGGGGUUGCCUUACACUCUAACUUUGCAGUGUGAUACCAAUACCAAUGCUCAGGUCAAGGCUAUAUGGGAGCUCAGUGAUCGUUCUAGCAACAUCACUGGCAGCGUAUUUGCAACAAGCUCAAGCAAAGCUACAUUUAACCAGAAUGUAACAUUCACCUCUGUCAGUUCAGGUGUCAAUGUUGUCGCCUAUGCACAAGACCCGUUCUCCAUUUCCUCAGUGACGACUUCGGUAAUUGUGUACAACCAGAUUCCCAGUGUGUCCUUGACCUUGUCCGAGAACCAGGUCCUUCCAUCAACACAGAUAAACUUCACAGCAGCUAUCCCGUCAUCCUUGGGCAACCUUGGGACAGUUAUGUACACAUUUGACUUUGGCGAUGGUUCUGCAAAUGUAAACAGUUCAGCAGGAGAAGUUUCACAUGCCUUUACAGUGAAGGGAAACUACUCUGUCAUUGUUGUAGCUUCAAAUGGACCAAGCACAGUAUCUGCCACAGAGUAUGCAGAGGUGUAUGAACUUAUUUCGGGACUAUCCGUAACCUAUGAUGGCCCAAAGCAGAUGGGCAGUCCUGUGACAUUUACUGCCUCCAUAUCCACAGGAAACCUGUUGACCUACAGGUUCUCUUCGUCUACACUGUUUAAUGUGACGCAGGCUUCAGAGACCUUUACUCACACGUUUUCAAAUGCUGGAGACUACCCUGUCACAGUGCUAGCAUCAAACGCUUUCAGUUCAAAGGAAGAGACCAUAAUGUCCUAUAUAAUAGAAUCCAAUGACAUAAAAAUAGUGGGUCUUAAAAUAGAUGGAGCUGCUCCCUCAGGAUGUCUACGAAAGGGUGUGCCUUAUAACUUUUCAAUAGAAAUUAUUCAUUACGAUGCUACAGCAGUAACUAUUGAUUGGAAUUUUGGCAAUGGUCUUGUUCAAAACCUAGGACCAUCUUCUGUGUCUGAGGGAUAUAGCGCUGCUGGAAAUUACACAUUGACAGUUACAGCAAGGUACGCUCCACAGAGUGCAGUGAAAGCAUUAUCACAGGAUUUGUGUAUAGAGGAGGCAAUUUCAAAUGCAGUUAUAAAGCUUUCAAGUCCUGUUGCCUUUCCAUCUUCAGGAAGUGUAAAUAAAAGUGUAACAUACACUGUUGAUGCAGGAAACCCUGUUCACAUUGAAUGGUCAACAAAUGCUACUGUACUUGGAACCACAACUGUAUCACCUAUUGAAAUACAGUUCUCCUCUGAGGGAUUCUAUUACAUCUCACUGAAUGCUUCGAAUACAAUAAAUCAUGAGUAUGUAACAAAAGUUGUUGAGGUGAUUCAAGAGAUCAGUAAUUUAACAAUCAUGUGCAGCAGCUGUGUGGAGAAAAAUGGUGACUUGUAUGUGGAAAAAUCCAAGUCUUACACUUACAUAGUUACCUCUCUGGGAUCGCAGGUCAGUUAUUCCUGGGACAUGGGUGACUCAAGCUCCUCAAAGUCAGGCUCUUCGGUAAGGCAUUCAUACUCAACAGCACAGUCCUACACUCUCAGGGUAACAGCUAGUAGUGCAGUUUCAUCGUCAAUCAUGGAAUCAGUGAAGAUCUAUGUUGAGGAGGCUAUAACACAAGUGGAACUCGCUACUCACCUGUUUGACUGGACUAAUAAUUUGCGUGCUGGCACUACAAGUAAAAAUCUUCAGCUAUCUGAUACAGGACAGUUCAAGGCUACGAUCAAACCAACAUCUCUCCCUACUGCUGGCCUGGUUUACAUCUGGCAAUACGACACUAGUCUCACACCAAUCGAAAGUGCUUCUGAAAUCGGCUCUUACAAAUAUGAUACUCUUGGAUUGAAGUCUGUGACUGUUACUGCUUCAAACUCGGUGAAUAAUGUGACUUCUUCACCACUUGAAAUCUAUGUGAUCAUGCCUAUUACAGAGAUAAAUGUGACUCAGAAUGGUGAAUUUCUCUCAAGCACUGACGCCAACAUAGUCGCAUUAAACAAACAAUAUACAUUUACGGCCUCGUCAUACCAGAUCACACAAGGUUCAGAAACAUACUUAUUUAUUGUUCGAAAAAAUGGUGUCCUUGUUGCGAUUUCCAGUGACGACACAAGCUCAACAUUUUCAUUCAACUUUACAACAACUUUACCAUACAGCUUAAGAGUGUCAGUUAAGAACAGCAUAACAUCAACAUCUUUUGAGAUGCAGUAUGAUAUCGAAGCAAUAACACCGAUAUCGGGAGCUUUCAUUAAUGCUCUAGCUGGUGAAGAUGGCAAUAUCACCCUCGGCGAGACAUAUCAACUCACUGGAGGCAGCACAGUAGGAAAGUACCCGCUGUUUCGAUGGUCUUACACUCAAUCACCAGUAGCUGGUGAAGUCUUCCCUUCAUACCCAACAAAUGCAACGACAGUCACUUUCACACCACAAAAUGUUGGAAUUUAUGUGAUUACUCUAGAGGUGUACAACUUGGUCUCCACCCCACAGCUAGCCAAUUACACAAUCAAUGUUCAGCAGGGGGUGUCAGGGGUUGACAUUGGUGUGUCCAUGACAGUUCCAGAUGCACUCCGUGUUGGUACCACCAAGAAUUUCACUGCUGUUGUUGCCACAGGAACUGGACUGGCUUACAAUUGGGAGAUGUUUGAAACAGGAGUGUCUGUCUCUACUAGUACAUCUCAGUUGUUCACCUACAAUUUCACCACUGAGGCGCUAUAUAAUGUCACCCUGAAAAUAAUGAACUAUGCAAGUGAAGGAUUUGACUACCUAGAGAUAUAUUCCCUAAACACAGUGCCGACAUUCAACCUACAGGUCACAGGAGGAAUCAAUGUUCCAUCUACCAACUACAUAGCGGUAGCAACAGGAACCAAUUUGACAUUUAGCUCAGAUCUUUCCAGCACAGCCUUCAUAACAUUUGAUUGGCAGGUCAACUCCUCAUCAGUAGCCUCAACAACCAGCGUCGAGAGGUUCUUCUCUCCGGCAGAUCUAUACCUUGUCACUCUUGAUGCAGAGAACAAGAUAAGUGGUGAAACAAACCAGCAGUAUAUAUUGGUUCAGGACCUCAUACAGGGCCUCACAGUUCAUGGUUGUAACUACACAAUGUUACUGGGAAGCUCCCUCACACUGACAGCCUCCCAGACACAGGGUACCGACAUUGGCUACUCCUGGCAGACAGAAACACUUAGUUCCCCACAUACUGAUCUUACUUUAACAGUGCAGUAUUUCUCUGUUGGGAAAUACAGCGUGAAUGUGACAGCCACCAACUACGUAAGCGAAGAAAACAUGCAUUGCUUUGUCACCUAUCUUGGGCCUAUAGGCAACCUGGCCGUCACAAAGUCUCAGUACAGUUUUGUAUACUUUCCAAUCACAUUCAAUGUAACUGGUGAUUACAUUGAUCCUGCCAACUUUACAUGGCAUUUCACAUCCGGUGGACCGGGUAAUCAAACAACAACAACACCAACGCUAACAGUGACCUUUGCCAACACGGGAGCAUUCAAUCUGACAGUGGUUGUUGACAAUGGAGUCAGCCAAGAUACAAUCAUCUAUGCUUUCAACAUUGAAAACUUACUGUGCAGCAUUCCAACACUGUUUAUCUAUGGUGAUGAGGACAAAACUAGACUAAGGUCAAGGCAGAUAGAGUUCUCAAUGAAUGUCAACACCAACGACUGCCAGGCUUACACAUCGGAAAACGUAUGGACAAUUUACUCAGCUUCAUCUUGUAAGAACUCUCUCACAAGUGUUGUAACCCUGAACUCCUCAAUCGUCAGCCAAACGCCAGAUUUGACCCUUCCUGCACUCACGCUUGACUAUGGUUCGUAUUGCAUAGAGUUUACACACCAGUAUAUGAACACGCCAGUCAUAGAUCAGAAAUACAUCAACCUCACAAUAGUUGCAUCUGAUCUUGUGGCCAUAAUUUCUGGCGGAAGCGAAGUUAGCCGAGUUGCAGGAUCAGACCUCACCUUAAAUGGAUCUGCAUCCUUCGACCCUGACAAUGUACCUGCGAAGACCUUGAUCUUUACAUGGGAAUGCACACAGGAUGCUGGAGCCUCCAGUGGAACAUCAGUGUGCGCUCAGAUCAAGUCCAAGACGACCAAUUUUGUUGACUUGACAAGCCUCAACCUGACAACUGGGGAUGAGUACACCGUGACCUUGACCGUGUCAGCUGCCGGCAGGACAAAUGGAACUACCACACAGAAGAUCAUCAUCGUGUCAAGUAUGACCCCACAGGUUGAGGUGGAAUGUAUCUCAUCCUGGGCCUACGGUCACUCCUUCUUGACAGUGUCCAAAAGUAUGUCAUUUGAGGGCAAAUGUGUCAAGGGAUGCACAGAUUCCUCCACAUAUGAGUGGAAAGUCAUCGACACUGCAACUGGCUCUACUGUUAACAUUCAGGAUGUCGCAACAACGACUGGACUCACAAAACACAAUUUCGUACUAAAACCAGACACACUCUCAGAUUCCAAAACCUACACAUUCCGGCUUGAAGUGACUGAAGUGGGCACAGGUUUUUCCCAGGUUGAGAUGGCCCCAGGCUCAAAACCAAGUGGAGGAAGCUGCACUGUACAGCCGACAACUGGCCUUGUUCCAGGAGCCAAGGCAUCGGUGCUUUGUCAAAAUUUCCAGGAUACUGACACAACAUCAGGGAUAUACUACCUUGUGAAGGUGAUCAGCCCCAGCACGUUGAAGGAGUACAUUGCGUACUACGGUUCUGGGGCAGCAUUAGACAUCUACCUGGCGCCCUUCUAUGGCACAAAUUUCGAGUCUGUUCAAGUGCAAGUUGAUGUCAUAAAUGAUCACACUGCCGUCAGUGUUGGAAAUACAUACACUGUUAGUUUUACCCAGCCCACAUUGACAGGGAACCAGACAAACAAAGUUCACUAUAUUCGUGACCACAUGGUAGACAAGCUGGGAACCAUCAUUAACCAGAACAACCCACAGCUCUUAGUGCAGUAUUGCACGGCGAUGCUCAACUUCCUUAACGACCAAUCAGAGCUUGGUGUUGGUACCUCAGAGGUUCGCAUGGCUCUCCGAGAAGUUAUUGCCACGACCAUCAGUGGUCUGCCCCUUGCCAAUAUUCACUUUGUCAAGCAGGUCUCAUAUGCCAUCGAGCUUUUGGCAGCGUAUCCAGAGGAACUGUCCUCAGAAACUCCAUGGCUGCUCAUCAAUGCGUUUGAUGAACUCUUGUCCAAGAUGCAGUCACUGAUCAAGAGAGGCCACGACAAGGCAGACUACCAGGCCGAUGCACUAAUAACAUCCAUCCCCAGGGUUCAGCAGGCCCUGCAGUCAGAAGGCACAUUGAUCGGCGACCCCUUCACUCUGAGUGUGUUUGGCAGUUUGGACGACCUGCGGAUGGACAUCAGUUCAUCUAUACCAUUUCAAGGGUCCACAUUGAGUGAUCUCACCAUCAAAACUGUGGAGUUCUCCAUCCAGCUGAUGCUCAUUCCCCUUCAAUCUCUUCUUGCUGAUGAGAAUCCGAUACUUUACACCAGUGAUGGACUCUCGUAUGAAGCUGCUCACAGGAGUGUGGGAAGUGUUGGAAGUGACUUUGACUUCGAGGGCUUCAAACUGUUUGUACCGGAGGACAUUAUUACCUACACAUCUUACUCAGAAGAUUCAAUCUUCCAGCUAGUGUCUGUCAGUACUGCAGUUAAUCCCUACAGCAGUGAUUUUGGAGAAAUGAGCACAAAUGUUUUGAGCACCGGCUUUUAUGAUGUUAGCGGAACAGCUGUCACUGUUAAAAAUCUUCCUUCAGAUAGUUCGGUCAUCAUGUACAUGUUUUUUGCCAAUGCCACAAAGUAUGAAAUAAACUCAACUGGUCUUGUGAACUCGCCAGGCUAUAAUCCUUUUGAUGGCAUGAUCUACCAUAAUAAAACCUUGAAUGAAAACACGAGAUACGAGACUAUUCUGACAAUGCCUGUAUUAGAUGGGGAGUCUAUGCAUGUUCAAGUCAGAGUGAACUUUUCUGGAUUUCCGAAUGCUGUGUUGACGGCGAAAUUGAAGAAGAACGGUGAACAAUAUUCAUCAACUCUUUCGCUCAAUGAUGAGUUGAUGAGUGACUUACAGGCUGACCACAGAAAUUACACUUUCUACAUACCACCCAGUGAGAUUGACCUAGCAAGUGACGUGUUCAAACUAGAAGUCGAAUCCACCCACACAGCGACUGUGUUUGUAGGCAUUUACAACGCGAAAUGCCACUACUUUGAUGAAGACACGGUGUCCUGGCAGGACACUGGCUGCGUUCCCAUGACAUACUCAAUCGCCUACGUGACGGCCUGCAAGUGUGAUCACAUGACCUCAUUUGGUGGGACACUGUUUGUGUCUCCUGAUGAACUGGACUUCACAGACCUCACAAGACUGGACAUUGCCAACAACCCAGUAGCGAUAAUCACGUGUAGCGUCCUGGUGUUCGUGUACAUUUUGUUGGUGGCUGCGUGUCGGAGGAUGGACAUUCUUGACAUCAAAAGGAUCUCACUUAUUCCGAUGUGUGGGAAGGAUGGCUCAUUCAAGUACGAAGUCACCGUUGUAACUGGACGCCUGCCUGGAGCUGGUACAUCAGCCCAUGUUGGCAUUCGACUGCAUGGAGAGUAUGGCAAGUCAGCACGCCAGCAUGUGGGCAAGGCAGGAGCAUUCAAGCGGAACUGCUCAGACACAUUCAUGAUCGCGUAUGAGGUAAAUCUUGGGGACUUGCAGAAGAUUACCAUCUGGCAUGAUAACACGGGAAUGUCGCCAUCCUGGUACCUGAGUCAUGUGAUUGUCAACGACCUCCAGACAGACCAGAAGUACUACUUCUUUGCGAACCAGUGGCUCUCUCUCGAGAUGGAGAAUGGAAUCAUCUCAAAGGAAGUGAAAGUGGCUGGAGCAAAGGAGAUGAACAGAUUUGGCCACAGGAUGUCAACUGCCAUGUUCAAUGCUCUUGCUGACAAGCACCUGUGGCUGUCAUUACUGAACCGUCCAGCACAGAGCAGGUUCACCCGCGUACAGCGACUAACCACCUGCUUUACACUCUUGUUCAUGUUCAUCGGAGUAAACGCAAUGUGGUACGGACUGCUGAAGACGUCAAAUGAAGACCUUGGAUGGGAUGAUUUUGGCUGGGAGGAGAUAGUUCUGGCUCUCGUCAGCAAUGUUAUGGUCAUACCCUUCAGUAUCGGCAUAGUCUUCCUCUUCAAGAAGAGUCGAGCGAAGCCCAACUUUUUGAGGGACCUGCAGAAGCCUAUGACAGCCCAGACACUGGAGAUUGAGGAUGUCUGUGAUAACUCACAGUCCGGCAGCUUCGAGAGCAGCAACACAGGCGCUAUACCCUACGACUUGGAAAGGGAGAGCACCAUUGACUCUGUGCCGCACACCCUUGGCGGUGGCCUCCGUCGUUCCCGCCAUGUCGCUCAAACCCAGCGUGAGAAGACUGACGACAGCCUCUACAACCAAAAGCCCUCAGUCUCGGUAACCAAUACAAGCUCUGAGUCCCCUCUCUGGAACGAGGAUGGAAUUCUCAAGUGGCCAGACUCUGUGCCGUCCUUUGAUGAUGGGGCCGACUCGCGUCCCUCUACCAGCUCAACAGUGGCUAACCAGGCAGCACUACGCCAGGCCGCUGGAAAACCUGGGGCUAGGAAAACAAUCAAGGGUAAGGAGGCAGCUCGAGAACUGCUUGACGAGCUGGACAAGAUGGAGAAUGAGCUGAAGGAAUCUGAGACUCGGUCAGUACGGUCACAGGGCAGCAGGCGGUCAUCCCACUCGCUCAAAAAACCGUCCAUGACAAAGUCAAACUGGGGAAGUCUUGAAGACAUUCUGCAAUCAGACGAUGAGAGUGUAGCUGACAGUGGGAAACAUGGCCCCAUGCGUAAACGUGGCUCCAAUGUUAGCCAGUCUGGGAGGAAGUUCAACCCUAGAUCUGAUCCGAGAAUCGGAGGCGGAUCUCGUUGGCCACAUCCACGUGAGUCUGUGGUCAGUGCAACGUCUGGAGGCUCAUUUGUGAAUGCUCCACCAGCGACCAGUGGCAUUACUGCAGGACUUAGACCUGGUUACUAUGGUGAGAUGACAAUGGAGUCACGUGACAUCCAGAUUCCGGUGUACAAGGAAAAGUGCUCGUUGCCUCCAUGGUGUAUCUACAUCGCGUACACACUGUGUGCCGUUAUCACGGUGUUCUCUUCCAUCAUGGUGAUCCUCUACUGCUUCAAUUUUGGCUACUCCCAGUCCAUGGAGUGGCUCCUUGCUCUGGUUCUCUCGCUGGUUCUUUCCUUCCUCGUUAUUGAACCCCUCAAGGCGUUCCUGAUUGCCGUCUAUGUUGUGGCCAUGUUCAAAAAUGUGGAGCAAGAUGAAGACGAUGACUUCAUGGACAUCACACCCACGUUUGACAACUCUGUGCAAAAACUCAAGGAUGUGAAAUUCAAGCCCAUAGCUGGAUUUGCCCUUCUUCAAGCUAAGGAAGAGGGCCGUAAGGUCCACCGGAUGAAUGUGCUGAUCCGUCAGUUCAUUGCAUACGUGUUCUACCUCUGGUUGCUAAUGGUGAUCGUCUAUGUCCACUUCAAGUAUGACUCAUUCCUGCUCACCAAACACGUGGAGAAUGACUUUUUUGUCCCCAAAACAAGCUCUGGACGAAACUUCACUAACUUGCACAGUACUGAAGAGUUCUGGGAUUGGACGGAGCACACUUUCGUGGAUGCCCUUUACCUGCGUGACACACAUACAGAUGAAGAACAUGGCUACUUGCUUGGAGCACCACGCGCAAGGCUGAUACGUGGAAUGAUUUCACCAUGUAUAGCGGCAGAUUCAGCAGACCGUUUGGGUGCGUCCACAUUGACGAUGCGCACGUGUCACGGAGAGGGUCAGUAUGAUGAGGAUACGGAUACAUACCAGGAGGGCUGGAAUGGCUCCAACGCUAAUGGAUCAUGGAAACACUACUCAGCUGCACAGCUAGGAAGCACACACAAGGUUGGUUAUGUGGCCACUUACCCGGGCGGAGGUUACCCCCAGGAGCUGGGCACCAGCUACUACGAGACACUGACUAUCAUCCAGGAUCUAAAGGAGAAGGGUUGGGUAGACCUGCUGACCCGGGCGGUCAUAUUUGAGUUCUCCAUCUACAACCCAGGCACUGACACCACCGCCGUGGUGGCCAUACUUGCUGAGUUCCCACUCUCAGGUGGGGUGAUGGCCAGCUACGAGAUACAGAGCCAGAAGCUGCUCUGGUUCCAGGCUCGGAAAGUGGACCCACUGAUGGUGCUCGAGAGUAUUCUGUUCCUGGUAGUGAUCUACUCCUGGAUUCACAUCACCCUGCAGAUCCGCGAAUAUGGCAAACAAUUCUUCAAGCAGCUCUGGAAUUACUAUGAAAUCCUCACCACACUCAUGGCAACCGUGUCCAUAGGAAUGUACAUUGGCUGUGUUGUCGAGGCAACUAAUGCCUUCAACAGCCACAUUGACAACCAGACUGGUUUCACAAAUUUUGAGCGGACUGCAUACAUACAUGUGGGCACGAGAUAUCUACAGGCCUGGCUGCUAUUCCUUCUUAUGUACAAGGUUGUUAAGCAGCUACGAUUCAUAAAGUUCAUGCAUGUAUAUGAGGAGAUGUUUAGUGACGCUAUGGGGCAGUUACUAGGCGCUGGCCUCAUCUUUGUCAUCCUGCUGCUCACAUAUGCGCAAGUUGGAUAUCUGAUGUAUGGGCGAGUGGUGUCUGGUUUCGAGUCAGUUGGCCACACCAUCAACACGCUGCUAGUCAUGAUCCGCGGCGAAUUUGAUUUCUGGCCCAUGUUAGACUUCCAGCCAGUCUUCAGUCAUUUCUAUGUGUAUUCAUACUAUGCAUUUGCAUACGGCCUCCUGGUGGCCUUUGUUAUCGCCAUCUUACAGAACAGUUACAGGUCAACAAAGUCAAAGCGCUACUUCAAGUCAACCAUGGAAAUGCAGGACUAUGAGAUGGUCGAGUUUAUGCUGAAGCGCUUCAAACUAUGGGCUGGAAUUCAGAAGCAAAAACCUGCAUUUAGACAUGUUCGAUUCCCGGGCCUGCCGUCCAUAUCUAGUCGGAGCUCAUCAAGCUACUCUAACCGUAGCGCGGUUUCCCUGCAAAGUGCACACAGCGUGGUUGCGCAGCAGGAGUUUUCACAGGUCCAGCUCAACAGCAUGUUGGCAAGGAUGGUUCCCACAUGGAAUGCUGUGCUCCAGCGCAUGGAUAAGAUCGAGUCGAUAGACAAGGAAGAGGAAAAUCUAGUCAAGAAAGCUGAGAAUGAGAUGAAGGACCUUAAUUGGAAGUGUCGAAUUAACAAACUUGAGCGAGAAGCUAAGGAGAUUCUAGAUUGGAAAAAUAAGCCCCCUGCUGGGGAUGGGAAGCAGGGAAAACAAACACUUUCUAAAAGGCCAAUGCAAUGUAAAGACAAUUCAGAUAGGCGAGCUCCUGCUACAGUGACUGGUGCUACAGCUCGCAAUCAGGCGUCUGCUCCCUCCUCGGAUGACAAGGGGGCGCAGAGUGGGCGUCGGCCUCUCAGUGACCAGGGUGCCAGGGUGGAUGCUGCUGCCCCUGGUCCCAGUACUAGGAGAACUUCAAAUCAGGAGAAAAGCACACUUCAGAAGUUCUUAAAAACUGUAAAACCUUCCAAAGCAGCGUGGAAUAAGUGAACUCAGUUUUAGACGUUUUUGAGCUAAUUUAUUUCGUUUUUCAAGGGUACACAUACAUGUGUCAGUGAAUGUGCCCGAGGGUUUAAAUACAAAAGUUAUCUAAGUGAUAUAAAUCAUAUGCCAAAUAACCAUAACAUGUCUUUCAUGAGUGCUAUUUGUGAGAAAUGACUCACUCAAUACCAGUAUAGGUAUGUAGGAAGAUUUAGAACCAGAUUGUGAUGGGUUCAGUAGCUAGUAAUUCUGGAAAUGGCCGAUAGGCUAUGUUGAACUAUGGUGACCAAAAUGCCUUUGAAAGACAAAAGCUAUGCACCAUAUAAAAAGAGAAUGGCUGACAAACAUUGUGCAAAAGUAUCAUAGUUAGGUGCUGGGUCCUAGUAGAAAACUAGCUAUAUAUUCGGAAAGUACCGUGGACGUUUUUGUACGCUAACAUGAGGUGCGUGGCUAUUAGUACAUGGACGGUUCAUCUCUUUAUGUGCUGCUGAUAAUUAUUUGUGAUAUAUUGAUCUUACUAAUGUUAAGUCAACAGAUAUAUUUUUGUUCAAUACUACUUGUGUGAUACAAUCAUUUUGUGCCAAGUGUCCAUUUAAUUAUAGGCAAUGCCACAAGAAAGUAGGAUUUUUUUAAAACAAUAAAUUGUAUUUUCUUGUGUUACUGUGCAUAAUUUAACUUGUUAAAUGUCAGUUCGCUUUCUUAGUGCUCAUUUUUUUAUUUGUUCAUUUUCUAUAGAGAUAUAUUAGUUUAUUUUAGAUUUUAUUUUUUUGUGUAUCACUACAGAUAAGUAGUGAAUGCUAUUUACUUUGUGUUUUAAGUUUAUGUAAAGUGUAAGUAACAAAGAUUAAUGUUUUUUUCUAGAUUUUAAUCAAACAGCUAGUCUUGCUACAUGUAUGCAUAUUUUUUUUGAAGAGUUUCACAUUUUUUUAUGAAACCACCAUUGUUAAGUUCACAUGUUAUUAACAAGAUUAAAGGAUAUUACAUACCCAACAUGAUCUGGAAUUCAUGGUAUCCCAGAAACAUCUUAGGCUUAAUUUCCAUUGACAAAUUCCAUAACAUAUUUAUUCUUAAUUAAUUAAGGAAGAAAAAUUAUACUGAAUACAUGCCUUCCAACUAAAAAAUAGUAAGGAAUGUCUGUUUCUUCAAGAAAUACAACACUUCAAAAAUGAGCAUUUGAGAUCAAUUAUUUGAGAAAAAAAAAGAUCUUUAAUACAGUUGCAUGAAAUGAAUUUCUCUUUAUUUAACAUGAUACAUUUGAUGAUGGUGGUUAAAACAGCCAAAAACAAUCUAACAAACAUAAGCUGAAUUUAAUGUUCCCCCUUGCAUUUUAAUUAAGGAGAAUGGUUCUGUAUUUCUUAAUUUCUAGAAAAUGAUAGUUUCGUGUCUCAAUGUACUCAAGUAUUGUUCUGUGGAUAACUUUUUAAAUCAUAUAAUGUGAUAGUUUUUUAUUGCUUUUAUCUUAUACAAUAUUCCGUCCAUAUUACCAAUUUGGUACUAUGUUAUUAUUCCAUAGUCCUGUUUUCAAGGAGUUUGUGAUUUACAUUUAUACUAAUAUUUUGUUAAGUUUUGGGCCUUACAAUUAUUUACUAUUUCUCUUGUAACAUUUAGUUCAUUUAAUUGUUACACUAUUUCGCUAUAUUUUAUUUGUCGCUUUUCUUAAAAAUUCAUCAUUUAAGAACAGGGAAGAUGUUUUUAUGAAUUUGACUUAACAAUUAAAGGGGACACAUCCAAAGUGCCAGAUUUUAUUUGAACAUGACAGAUUUAAAUUAUAGAUAUAAAUUAUUGUUAUUAUUGCCAUGUAUUGCAUUCAUAUUUCCUAUUAAUGAUGCUAUUUAAAGUAUCAUAUAGCUUUGCUAAUGAUUUUAUAUAGUAAAUGCCAAUGUUAAAAUGACACAACAGUAUUACCAUAUUACAGCUAACAAUUUUGUAUGAGAAAUAUUUUAAUUUUAUUUUUAUAUAUUGUUGAAUGUAUCUGGUUAUUUAUUAUUGACAAAUGAAUAACAUCUGCAUCAAUUGUUAUUUUACAUCAUGUACAGCACACUCUAGUUUGAAUACCUAGAAUAUAUACAGCACAAAUACCCUGGCCUGCUUAAUAUACAUGUAUACAGCACAAAUCCCGUGGCCCGCUUUAUAUAUACAGCACAAAUACCCUGGCCCGCUUAAUAUAUAGAGCACAAAUGCCAUGGCCUGCUUCAUUAAGACUUUGUAAUUAAAAUUAUUAAAGUUUUACUAAUUUAAUGUUUAUCUAGGUGAAUUGAAUUUUGGCUUGUUUUAAAUAAAGCUGUGGAAAUGAAAGAAAAAUUAAGUUGCUGCCUUACGUGAAAUUUCUUCAGAAUUAAGAAAAUAGCAAAGAUCCUUUGAUGAAAUUGAGGCGAAGAUCUUUGGGCUGUCAUUAUAUAUAUAUGCAGUUAAGCUGUAAGGUCAGUGUUUGGUCAGGUAUCAAAGUAUUUUUUGAAAAUAUUUUAGAUAAUAAAUAUUUGUCUUCUAAGUCUUAAUCAAAAUUUGUGAGACUUUUACCAAUCAAAAACACCUUAAAACAUCUUCUUUUAAUUGGAUGUUGAUAUAAAAAAUAAUGUAUUUGUGAUACAUAUUUUUAUAAAGACGGCUUAUAAUCUUCAUCUUCAUUUGCUUGGCUGUGUAUUUGAAAUGAUCUCUUUGAUCAUAAAGGAUUAUGUAAUUGUGAUAGCAAUGAAGUUUGGGAAAGUAUAUCUUACACAUGCUACACAUGGCUAGAGUUAUCUUAUACAGACUAUAUUUUGUUUUUUGCUUCAAAGACAGUUGUUGGUUUUUUGUGUCUAAAAUUAAGUAAAAAUAACUGAAUAUUUAAGAUUAAUGCAAUGGACCUAACCUAGAGUUGAAGGUUUUUGUAGUUUACUUGGUGACUUGCAAGUGCCAGACAGGACAGUCAAACCAACCAUAUUUAAAUCUUUGUUUAACCUUGAAAAUGGAAAAAUAAACGCUAUUAAAAUACUCAAAAAAAAACCACAUAAAGGAUAUCUAAAGGGCUGAUUGAAAAUGCAUUUGAUUUUGGAAAGUCGCUCAAAAAUUAGUAGUAUUUUCAAAAAUCAUUUAAAACAUAAGAGCAAAUUGACAGUUAAUUGUUUGUGCUGCAUGGUGCAUGCGAAACAAGUUAUCCCUUGGAAUAUUCAAUAUCUGAAUACAAGUAUUUUAUGUUAUGUAUUUACUAUUUAAGUAGUGCUGUAAAUCUAAAGAAGUGCUUUAAAUGAACAUUUGUCAAGGAACAGUAUUUUAACAUUAUACCAUGUCCCCUGAUCACUUCAUACAUUAUAUGUUAUUGACGAUGUCAUGUGACAAUUGCAGUUUUUCAUGACGGAAUAAAAUCAUCAAACUA